Styela clava is the source of this 1187-nucleotide messenger RNA. RefSeq lists its product as uncharacterized. Lineage: Eukaryota; Metazoa; Chordata; Ascidiacea; Stolidobranchia; Styelidae. The record is from RefSeq and is a predicted model, not a curated record.
AUUAGAUAGAACAACAGUGAUUACUUUUGUUGUUCCUGCUGUAUUCAGACUAUGCGAUGGUAAAUGUUUCAAAAACUCCAUUCGGGGGUUAUGCGAUCGUAUUGGGAGGCGGGCCUGGGAAUUAUACGGGAUAUGGUCACACGGGAUGGCGAGAAGGAAGUUCUCCAUUGUCUUACUUUCCUCAAUAUCGCGAAAGAACAAGUUCAGCCACAAAAAGAAGAAAUACAUACUAUGCUAGACAGCUACAAACAACAAACUUGUCUGCCGAAUAUCGAAGAUUACCGACUGUUUCAAAUAUUCCUUAUAUAGCUCAUGCUCAAGUACAUCAGGGUCAACUUCGUUCAAGACGAACGCAACUAUAUAAUUUUCCGAAUCUUGCCGACACUCCUUCGCCCGCUACAACGUUAUCACCGUCUAGUGAGCAUACGAAGAAAGACAGCAAAACUUCAGUAUCGCGGAAAAUAUCACCGCAUGUUGUCAAAAGGCGAAUUCCUCAAAAACCCUUUGUUUUGCCAGAGAUAGCCAAAAGAACCGCUGGAAAAAGUACCUUAGAUACAGCAAGUCAUCCGGGUUUUGCAAAGGGAUUCGCCGCAUCCAGAGCCGACAGUGGAUCACUAGUGAAUACACUGCGCGGUAAUAAACAAACAUUGCACUGUACAGAAGAAUCAGAUGGCAAAGUUGGAUCUGUACCGGAUAUUGAUAGAAUAUUACUGGUUCCGCAUGGUUUGGAAGAAUAUAAUUAUACAACUCUUGAAAACUUAAAAAAGAAAAGAUUACAAGAUACUUAUUUUGGAAUAAUGGAAAAUCAUAAAAAGAACAGAAUGCAAAUAGUAAAGCGAAAAAUACAGUUGGCCGACCAGAUCAAACGAAGAAAUCUUUAUGCCGAUCAUGCAACCUCCACAAUACUAGGACUUCGUCAUCACGAGCCGAUUCGGAUUCCAACUGCAACCAUGGAUGAUGCCGACUAUUUUAUAGAUCACAGUGAUAAACCGAAAACGUUGAAAGCAGUCGAACAAGCAAGAAAAAACAUAUCAGAAUCUUAUCUAAACGUAUGGAAUUCAAAAAGACAAUAUUGAAGUAACCAUAAUACUGUAACAGUGCUUUGGGCUGCAAGUUCACUACUCCAAUAUUAAACCAUGCGCAGUAUCUGAGAGAAGACGAACUUUACACAUAUAAAGCCACGUAAA